AUGCUUUCACGACGGAUAUUUCGGCAGCUUACAGACAGCGUCCUCCUGGAAUCGAGCUUGCUGCCAAAGAGGUCAUUUUGUCCUGUCGCAGUAUGCGUCUCUUGUUCCUUUGGUGGUCGAGCCACUGCGCCACGCGCUCGCCAUGCAUCCUCCUCGUCCACCAGAUGGAAGACGCGUCAGGGCAACGACCACUUCGCACGUGAAGCUCGUGUGCAAGGACUGAAGAGCCGCGCUGCUUUCAAGCUGCUUGAGCUGAAUGAGAAGCACAAGCUGUUUAAGCCUGGACAAACCGUUGUUGAUCUUGGCUUUGCACCAGGGUCAUGGUCCCAGGUCGCUGUGAAUCGCACGACGCCCGAUGGAAGAGUAAUAGGCAUCGACCUGAUCCCGGCACAACCUCCACGAGGCGUAUCUACGAUACAGGGCAACUUUCUGUCUCCAGCGAUCCAAGACGAAGUUCGAGCGUACGUCCGCGAUCCCAACCUGGGCCGACCCCGCAAGCAAACCAUCUCAGAGGAGCCGGGUGGCCUUACCGAGGAGCAAAUGGACGAGAUAGAGCGAGGAUACAUCGACAUCGAAAGACAGGCUCGUAUGGAAGGUGUUGAGAUGGAGCAACUGCGGCAGCCAACAGAAGGAUCAGAGAGCGUCCCAGAUGCCAAGAGGUCUUUGAAGGAGCGAGAUGCACGUGAAGGACGAGUCGUCGAUGUGGUGCUUAGUGACAUGUCAGAACCCUGGGACCAAGUCGCUGGCCUCUACAAGAAGAGCCUUAGUGACCCGUAUUUUAGGAUGAUGAACACCAGCGGCAACCCUUUCAGAGAUCACGCAGGCAGCAUGGACCUGUGCAUGGCUGCCUUGACGUUCUCGUUCGAUACUUUGAAGACGGGUGGGCACUUCUUAUGCAAGUUCUAUCAAGGAUCCGAGGAGAAGGCCUUCGAAACCAAGCUGAAGCGUUUGUUUGCAAAGGUGUCUCGCGAAAAGCCUGAGUCAUCACGCAGCGCGUCAAAGGAGGCGUACUUUGUAGCGUUGCGGCGCAAGGAGACAGUCACAAGAGAGGAGGUUUUCCGUGAAUGA
This is a messenger RNA of Ascochyta rabiei, 1068 nucleotides long. Its product is annotated as Methylene-fatty-acyl-phospholipid synthase. Gene Ontology annotation, cellular component: mitochondrion. Lineage: Eukaryota; Fungi; Ascomycota; Dothideomycetes; Pleosporales; Didymellaceae. The record is from RefSeq and is a predicted model, not a curated record. The coding region runs from base 1 to 1068 and encodes 355 amino acids. The transcript has 6 exons. Gene Ontology annotation, biological process: RNA methylation. Gene Ontology annotation, molecular function: rRNA (uridine-2'-O-ribose)-methyltransferase activity.